GUAGCACACACGCUAUAUUGUUCGCAGCAAAUUACGAGACAGUGUUGGCGCGGCAGUGUUGGCACAGGAACUUGGACGCGAUGGAUCGCUGGGUGAGCAAAGUCGCGCUCGUCACCGGGGCAAGCGUCGGAAUCGGCGCGCAGGUUACGAAAAUGCUCGCGCAGAAGGGCAUGAGGGUGAUCGCUGUCGCGAGGCGGCUGGAAAAAUUGGAGGAAUUGGCGGCGCGCAUCAAACGCGAGCACAAGACCGAGAUAUAUCCGAUGAUGUGCGACGUAUGCAAAGAAGAGGAUAUCCUUCGGGUAUUCAAAUGGGCGGACGAUAAAUUUGGCGGUGUUGAUGUACUGGUCAACAACGCCGGUACUCUUUCGAACGAAUCGAUUAUAGACGGAUCAACAGAGAAAUAUCGGGCGAUCAUGGAAGUGAACGUGAUCGCGAUGGCGAUUUGUUCGCGGGAGAUGUCGCGUUCCAUCAAGAAACGUAAAACCCGCGGUCAUAUCAUCAAUAUGAACAGCAUCGUGGGUCACUACGGGGAAGCAAUGGUUAUGUCGAAUAGUCUGUACUCCGCCAGUAAAUACGCCGUCACCGGUAUGUCACAUAGUUUGCGCCAUGAAAUGAUCGCUGCAAAGCUCGACAUAAAAGUAACGAGCAUUAGCCCCGGCAUCGUGGAUACAGAUAUGGUAAGGGACUUUGGUGUCACGCCAGAAAUGCUGAGAAGUAAUAGUCUGCAGGGCCAGGAUAUCGCUGAUGCGGUGAUCUACGUACUGAGUGCGCCGUCCAACGUGGAGAUAACCGAACUGACAAUAAUUCCUCAAGGCAGUCAACUUCAUCAGAUCGAAAUUGCAUCAAAAUAAUAUAUAUGCUGUAUAUUGAAUAAUGCAUGAAAAUGCAAGGAUGCAAGAAUGCUCCUAAAAUUAUUUUUGCGAAGCAAGGCAGGCUCGACUAGGCAGAAUUAGAA
Harpegnathos saltator (Jerdon's jumping ant) is the source of this 955-nucleotide messenger RNA. Its product is annotated as farnesol dehydrogenase. The record is from RefSeq and is a predicted model, not a curated record. NCBI's taxonomy places the organism in Eukaryota, Metazoa, Arthropoda, Insecta, Hymenoptera, Formicidae. The transcript is spliced from 5 exons. Bases 81 to 851 code for a protein of 256 amino acids.